UUGUCAGAUAAUGACAUUUGUUGUGAAACAUUGUUGGCCACAAAUAUUUAUUUUAUCACCUCUAUCCAUGUUUAUAUUAUCAGUGAAGUUUGAUUACAAUCAAAUUAUAUUUUACCACAUGCAAUAUUAGAAUGAUAUUUUUGGUGGAAAAUCCUGGGAGCUAUCAAAAUCGACUAUUCUAUUGUCAGUCUACUGAAUGUCCUUGAGUGAUGUUUGAUUCGCGAUAGAGGAAAGCAGUGCUAUUUAGAAACUUAGUAUUUUAUUUUAAUUCACUGCAUCGAAUAAUGGAUAAUAAUGAUCAGUCGGAAUCGAUAGUGCUUUACGCCCCAGAAACCAAAGCAGCGGUUGCAGUUCCACGGUCGCAAAAAACGGAGGCACGAUGGACAUUCUGGUUGAUAACGGCCGGCAUCUGUACGACAUUUGGGGCGGCUAUUCCAACUGGUUAUAAUAUUGGAGUAAUAAAUGCACCAGCCAAUCUUAUAAAGGAGUGGUGUAAUGACACUAUAUAUGAGGCAUACGGGAUAACAUUCAAUGAAAACAGCUUGGACACAUUCUGGGCCACGGUUGUUUCUGUAUUCCUAGUUGGUGGAAUGAUAGGCUCACUGGGUGGUGCUUGGUUUGCUGAUAAGCUAGGAAGGAAAAAGUCAUUUCUCAGUUGUGGUAUACUGUUAGUUGUUGGAGGAAUUUGUUUUCAAUUCUGUCGAGCAGUCGGAUCUGUAGAACUGCUUCUGUUUGGGCGGAUGGCGGUAGGUCUGGCUGCCGGAUUGACAACAAGCACAGUGCCCAUGUACUUGACCGAGUUGGCUCCAAUCAACUUACGAGGUGCGUUAGGGGUAUUCUGCUCAAUGGGAGUCACAACUGGAGUAGUGAUAGGUCAAGUUAUGAGUUUAGAGGAAAUUUUCGGAACCGAAGAGCUUUGGCAAUUUGCUCUUAGCUUUUAUGUGAUAUUAGUAAUUAUAUUUUUUGUUCCGUACCACUGGCUCCCGGAAAGUCCAAAGUAUCUGUACGUAAUUAGAGAAAAACGAGACGAGGCAAUAAACCAAAUAAAAAGACUUGGUGGUAGAAAUACCCGAGAUGACUACAUCAAAGAACAGAUUGAUGCAAUGCGAAGUGAAGAUUCGCCUAGCGAAAUGUGUGAUAGCGACAAUGGACAAAUACAACCAAAUAAAUCCAAACAACGAAAAAUGUGGUCAGUGCUGACCGACUCGUCUUUGACACUGCCAUUAAUACUUGUUUGUGCCUUACAAGGAGGACAGCAAUUAUCCGGAAUUAACGCGGUAUUCUUCUACUCCGUAUCAAUAUUCGAAUCAGUUGGUCUUGACCAGAAAAACGCCAAAUUAGCAAAUCUUGGUGCAGGCUGUCUGAAUUUAUUUGUAGCUCUCUUCACGCCAAUGUUGAUGGAAAAAUUCAAUCGAAGAAUUCUUGCACUUCUGUCCUGUUCAAUGUGCGCUGUUUUUCUAUUUUGUCUGACUUUCGUUGUCUACUUCAUCGAGGAAAUUAGCUGGUUCUCGUAUGCUAGUAUAGCAGCGGUUUUGUUGUACAUACUUUUCUACCAAAUCGGUCUAGGUCCAAUACCAUAUUUUAUAGGAUCAGAACUUUUCGAAGUGGGUCCUCGCUCGGCCGCUAUGGCGUUAGGCAGUUUGUCAUCGUGGAGCUGCAAUUUUCUCGUCGCGAUGUCGUUCCUCAAUCUGCAGAGUAUAUGGGGAGCCUUUGUUUUCCUGCCAUUCGCUGUUACUUGUGUUUUGCUAGCCAUCUUACUUAAGCUGUAUUUACCAGAAACUAGAGGACGACACAUCUCCUCGAUUGUGCCUCUCAUAUCGAAUGGUUUCCGUUCGAAACCGCUGGUGCCUUGGACAGUGCAGUAGAACUAUCGUGUCCACUCAUAUUGUUAACAGCACCAACCUGCUCAAAUCGAAACGAACAAGCAACUCAAUAAAGUUUUUUUUAAAUAAAUU
Molecule: messenger RNA, 1955 nt
Organism: Toxorhynchites rutilus septentrionalis
Lineage: Eukaryota; Metazoa; Arthropoda; Insecta; Diptera; Culicidae
Product: solute carrier family 2, facilitated glucose transporter member 1-like
Exons: 7
Coding region: 285-1865 (526 amino acids)
Biological process (GO): monosaccharide transmembrane transport
Cellular component (GO): membrane
Molecular function (GO): hexose transmembrane transporter activity
Source: RefSeq, a predicted model, not a curated record